Messenger RNA from Symbiodinium sp. CCMP2592, 2814 nucleotides. NCBI's taxonomy places the organism in Eukaryota, Dinophyceae, Suessiales, Symbiodiniaceae. The record is from the annotation of a GenBank genome assembly.
AUGCCCACUCGGACACGCAAGCCCGGUAGCGUCACAAAGCCGGUGCUGACGUUGCGUCGAGUUCGGGAUACAUGCCUGCGCGAGCCGGCGCUUCUGCCUGAGUUUUCUGCACAGGUCACGUUGGUACACGCUGCGCAACCGCAGCUGCGCACAGCUGAAUUGCUAACCAAAGCCUGGCACUAUGCAGUAGCCCAGAAGUCCCCGCAUGCCCUAGCCCCCCGCGAUCCUGGCUCGGACGCACUUGCCAUUCCGCUAGAAAGCCUCUGGACGCUGCGUCGGCGAGUACGUGGCACAACACUAUCCAGCUUGACCACUGCUGCUGGAGUCUGGCGGCACUGGCGCAACGUGAUGCUCCUGAAUCGUAAGCAACGAGAGCUGCACCGACAUUGCCGUAGACUCAAGCAAGAACGCCUUGCCAGACUCCUUGCAGACGCUGCGGCUGCCCGUGACGGGCUGACGGGAGUUUUUCAGCUCCUGCGCGGCCUUGCACCGAAGGCGCCACGACGCAAGUUGCAGCUUCGGGCCCAGGAUGGCAUGCCCCUUAGCUCUCUUGGAACCAUAACCACAGUCAAAACAUAUUACCUGGAGCUCUUCAAUCAGUGCCAUUCCCCGACUCUAGGUUUGCCCCCGCCCAUUCCGCUUCAAAUCACACACUGUGAACUGAAGAAUGCCAUCGCGAGACUACCGGCCAACAAGGCACUUCCGAAGGCCGAAGCUCCGGCCUUGUUGUGGCGAGAGGCGGCUGAAGUUCUGGCUGGCAAGUGCCUGCCCCUACUCAACUCCUGGCUUUGCGAUAUGCGAAGCGACCCGCCUGAGAAUCUGAAUGUGGCUGAAAUCUGUCUUAUCCCCAAACCCUCCAAGCCGCUUAUUGGACCAGAGUCCCUCAGGCCCAUAUCGCUCCUUCCACCUCUUGCCAAAGCACUGGCAGCUAUUCUCAAUCACAGAAUACAGCCACAACUUCAGCUCGCUCUCGGCUCGCUGCCGCAGUUUGCCUACUCGGCUAACCGAGGCGUCGCAGACGCAGUUGACCGCGCCUUCACACACUGUAGUGCUGUUAGAGCUAUCAUGCGUACGCAACAGCAAACCAUACAUUUGCGCAGACAGGGCCACCAGCCCGAGGGGUGCCGAGGUGGCCUGACCUUAUCCCUUGAUUUACAGAAGGCAUUUGAUCUGAUGCCGCGUGCUAAGUUGCAAGAUGCGCUUGAACAGGCCAACAUUGACAGUGCCACAGCUUGGACCAUCAUGAACAUACAUGACCGAGCACGCAUGCAGUUUCGCCACGGCGAGCAUGUUGAAAGCAUUGGCACCUCUAAUGGGGUGCGUCAAGGAUGUGGCCUGGCACCGUCACUGUGGACGCUGUUCACUUGCUUGAUCCUACGCAAACUAUCGGUUCAUAUUCCCUUGAGCUGUAUCACCGCAUAUGCAGAUGACCUGCUCAUCCAAUGGAUCAUUAACACACAAGAUCAACUACUUGCAGCUAGGCGUGCCAUCAGUUACGUGUUUCAGGUUCUGCAGGAAUUCGGGAUGAAAAUCAGUGUGGAGAAAACCGUAGUACUCUUAGGAUUGCGGGGCAAGCAGGUACGCAACUUGCUGCGACAGUUUGUCGUGCAUGACCCGCACAAGGGGCGUGUGUUUCGAGUGCCCAUGGAGACGGGGGAGGUCCGCUUGCCAAUUGUGACGCAACACACUUAUCUUGGAGUUCAGCUGUCCUACGAUCGUUUCGAGCACCAGCUCCGCACCAUGGCCGAGGAGCUCACCCUGACGGACCAGCAGAACAAGGAGCUGGUGGCAGCGGACAGCCAGAUCUGGCUGAUGAGGAGCAUGCUCGACACGCAGCCGGGCAUGCUUGCAAUGAUGGCGACCGCGAGCCAAGCGGGACAGGGCAGCAGCGGCACGACAACACGUGCUCCGACUCCCUCUGCCAUCCCGCUACCGGACGGAGAGAAUCUCCUGGAGACGGAGGACGAGGAGCCACAGCUCGACUCCCUUCGCGACGAGCCACCUCCCCAGAACAAGCCGGAGCACAUGGACACUUCCUCUCGGGAAGGCAAGCGCGGGGACCGACGGGACGAGGAGCACCGGGGCAAGGGAGAUCGGAGCCACGGCCGUCACCACAAGGAGACCACGCAGAGCUGGGGCAGUCGCGGCAGCCAGUGGAAGACCUGGAGCCGGGACGAACGCAGCGGCCGGCAGGACACGGGAGCCUGGAAGCCACCGACUCCGAAGUUCUCAGACCGCGAGCUUCGGGAACUGUGUGUGGCGCUGGCUCGGCUGGCGUUGCGCCACGAGGACCAGUUCUCCAUCGAUCGCACGGAGAGCGGAUUCAUCCUCUUUCUCCAGACCCAGGGAGUUCUCAGCAUGGUGCCGGAGUUGGUGAAGGUUUCGGAAGUCUGGAAGCAGACCAAGACCGACAAGCCGGAGGAGAUCACGCUUCCUUUGAGGGCGGUGCUGCUGCAGCACCUCCUCACAGUCAUGACCCAGCGCCUGGCAGAGUGCACCAAGACGGAGCAGACGCUCCAGGAGGCCAGGGACAUGAUGAUCCUGGAUUCCCAGAACAAUGUGCCCUACCUCGGCUGGGACAAGAAAGAUCAGUGCCUGAAGGUCCGAACGGACAAGGAGCCCAUGACCCUCGACCAGGCGGCCAAGCUUCUGCAAGAGCUCCAGGCACUGAUCCUGCUGCCCCACACGGUGCUCCGCUUCCACUCAACCCGGAAAAUGGUCCGGGACCAUGGCGGCCAGAUCUUGCCCAUGAUGCUCCAACUGGGCAUGUUCAUCGCAUCUGCCACAGCGGCCUUUGCCGCACAGUCAUCAUGA